This is a messenger RNA of Emericellopsis cladophorae, 414 nucleotides long. RefSeq names its product Oxalate oxidase GF-3.8. Bases 1 to 414 code for a protein of 137 amino acids. The transcript has a single exon. The record is from RefSeq and is a predicted model, not a curated record. Lineage: Eukaryota; Fungi; Ascomycota; Sordariomycetes; Hypocreales; Bionectriaceae.
AUGAUCGGCUUCACUAAUACAUUACGAGUACAACUAACACUUGCCAGCGCCCGCCCGCGCGAGGCCAUCAAGCCCCUGUACGACCACGAACUCAAGAACGCCCCCGGCAAGUCUGUCAUCGGCGCCGAAGUGUCCUUUUCCCCUGACGCAUGGACGCCCCCUCAUCGCCAUUCGGGAGCCACUGUCGUCGCGACGGUGACGGAAGGAGAGGUUCUGAGCGGCAUGAACGGCAACCCGCCCAAGGUUUAUCAGGUCGGGGAGAGCUUCAUGGAGAUGCCCGGCUGCCAUCACACGGUCGGCGAGAACAACAGCAAGGAGAAGCCGGCGAAGAUGAUGGUGGUGUUCGUCAUUGAUACCGAGGUCAUCACCAAUGGUGGAUACGCGGCUCUAAUGGAGCUUGAUGCCGGCUGGUAA